UAAACUUCAAUGUUAUUGUCAAAUCUAAUAGUUUUAAGUAAAAUUCGUAUUUAAUCUAAAAUGAGUAAUAAUGAUUCGGAUGGUUGUGAAGAUGGACAAAUUGUUUCGCCUCCUAAUUCAAAUGAUAAUGAUUUUAGCUUAUCUGAGGAAGACAUAGAACAUGAUGCUUCCUUGCAUAUAAAACCACCACAGUUAAUUUCAUCACGAAGUCACAAACUAUCUAGGAAAAAACAUUCCCAUGACAAACACUCAAAAUUAAAACACAGUAGUAGAAGGCACUCUAUGAAGGAUAAGGAUAAACACAAACGACACAGAUCCGGAGAUAUUGAGAGUAGUAAUCCUGAUCGAAUAUUAGAAGAUUUGCGAUCUAGACUGCUAGAUAAGCGCAAUAGGCAUAAAGUACAGUCUCACGAUGAAUAUAGAAGGCCAACAAAAGGUAGCAGUCAACAUGAUUUGGAUCAUGAUGAUAAAAGGCAUAAAAAUUACAGUAGGGACCUUGAAGAGCAUAGAAGACAACGUGAUAAACCUGCAGAGUAUUAUGAACGUAAAAGUAAAAAAGAAAUUGAUAUCAAAUCCAGGGAUUUAGAAAAUGAGGAUUACAGAAGGCAAAGUAGAGAUAAAAUGAGUAUAGAUAUAGAUUAUGAUCUUGAUAAACGACACAGCAGAUAUAAACCUAAUGUAGUGAGAGAAAAAAGAAACUCUGAAGGUGAAUCUGAACAUAAUUAUGAGCAGAAGCGGGAUAAAACGGAAAUGGAGACAUAUAGGCACAAGGAAAAAACAAAUCUUGUUCGUGAUGUUGAAUAUGAUGAAAGAAGGGAUAGGUUAUUAGUUGCAGAAAGAGAAAUGCUCAGGUUAAAAAAAAUUAGUCGUAUGGAAUUGCUAGCUAGGCGGGAAUUAAAAAGUAAAAAACUAUUAGAACAUGAAGAAGCAUCAUCUAGGAAAAAACUGAGACGAUCUAGUCAGGAUAGCUUAGAUAAAGAUUCAAAAGAAGUUACUGUAGUAAUGGUAUCUGAUGACACAGAAGAGGAAAUGGCCAAUUCGAACUAUGACUCUGAUCAUAGUAAAUCAGAUGACAGUGAAGAAGAAGCUUCAGAGAAUUCAGAUGAUCAUUCUGAUGAGAAACGUAAAUCCAAUUCGAGAUCAAGAUCAUGUUCAGAGUCUGAUACGAGUUCAGAGUCCAAUGAUGAAUCUCAUACAGAAAUGCAAAAGGACGAUGAUGAUAUUCAAAUGGAAGAUUCAGAAAAGAAAAUUGAAAACACAAAGACAGAGAAUGAAACUAACAGUCCAAAUACUAAUAACAUUGCUAAUAAUAAUGCAGAGCAAGAAAAAAAUAGCGAAGCUGAAGAUUUGACUAAAUUUCCUCCGUACUAUCCAGGAAUACAAGGCUGCAGAUCUGUUGCUGAAUUUCAAUGUUUAAAUAGAAUAGAAGAGGGUACUUAUGGAGUUGUUUACAGAGCAAAAGAUCUUCGAACAGGUGAAGUUGUCGCAUUGAAGAGAUUGAAAAUGGAGAAAGAGAAAGAAGGUUUUCCAAUUACUUCUUUAAGAGAAAUUAAUACAUUACUGAAGGCACAACAUCCAAAUAUUGUUACAGUUCGUGAAAUAGUUGUUGGGAGUAACAUGGAUAAAAUCUUCAUUGUCAUGGAUUAUGUAGAGCACGAUUUAAAAAGCUUAAUGGAAACCAUGAAGCAUAAAAAACAGGGUUUUCUGCCAGGUGAAGUGAAAUGUUUAGUUCAACAAUUAUUAAAAGCUGUUGCACAUUUGCAUGAUAAUUGGAUUUUACAUCGAGACUUGAAAACAUCAAAUUUAUUAUUAUCUCAUAAAGGAAUUCUUAAGGUUGGAGAUUUUGGCUUAGCUAGGGAAUAUGGUUCUCCAUUGAGGGCUUACACGCCGGUUGUAGUAACCCUGUGGUAUCGAUCACCAGAGCUUCUUCUUGGAUGCAAAGAGUACUCCACAGCUAUUGAUAUGUGGUCAGUUGGCUGUAUAUUUGCUGAACUGGUUGCAAUGCAAGCCUUAUUUCCGGGUAAAAGUGAAGUUGAUCAACUAAAUAGAAUAUUUAAGGAUCUAGGAACACCAAAUGAAAAAAUCUGGCCUGGUUAUUCAAAACUACCUGCAGUUCAAAAGAUGACUUUUACUGAAUAUCCUGUGUCUAUGAUUGGACGCCGAUUUGCACAAACCUUAUCACCAAGAGGCCUGGACAUGCUUAACGGUUUUCUUACUUAUGAUCCUGAAAAAAGAAUCACAUCUGAGGUUGCCUUGCAACAUAACUAUUUUAAGGAGGUACCACUACCUAUUGAUCCUGCUAUGUUUCCAACGUGGCCUGCAAAAAGUGAACUUGGAACAAGACGUGCACUUGCCAGUAGUCCUAAACCACCUUCAGGAGGUGACCAGUUUAAAGCAUUGGGGGAAGGUGAAGGAGCCGAUGCGUAUUGGGGUGAACGAGCAUCUUUGUUGGAUACAAGAAACAUUCCAAUGGGUGCAGGCUUCUCACUCAAGUUUUAAUAAAUUCGUACAAAUGUAUAUGGCA
Ctenocephalides felis (cat flea) is the source of this 2524-nucleotide messenger RNA. RefSeq names its product serine/threonine-protein kinase PITSLRE-like. Gene Ontology annotation, molecular function: ATP binding; cyclin-dependent protein serine/threonine kinase activity. Gene Ontology annotation, cellular component: nucleus. The record is from RefSeq and is a predicted model, not a curated record. The transcript has 13 exons. NCBI's taxonomy places the organism in Eukaryota, Metazoa, Arthropoda, Insecta, Siphonaptera, Pulicidae. The coding region runs from base 61 to 2499 and encodes 812 amino acids. Gene Ontology annotation, biological process: regulation of mitotic cell cycle; protein phosphorylation.